This is a messenger RNA of Penicillium concentricum, 1545 nucleotides long. RefSeq lists its product as uncharacterized. Gene Ontology annotation, cellular component: membrane. The record is from RefSeq and is a predicted model, not a curated record. Gene Ontology annotation, molecular function: transmembrane transporter activity. Lineage: Eukaryota; Fungi; Ascomycota; Eurotiomycetes; Eurotiales; Aspergillaceae. The coding region runs from base 1 to 1545 and encodes 514 amino acids. The transcript has a single exon. Gene Ontology annotation, biological process: transmembrane transport.
AUGUCUACCGACGGAUCCACCUUAGUGAGCAAACCUCACAAGGAAGAAAUAAUCUCGAGCCUAGGGGCCGAGGAUACCGAGGCGGAAACCAAGCCGACCAUCUUCUCCUCCACCUUCCAAGAGGCUGUCUUCAUUUUCAUCAUUGGCCUGUCGCAACUAUUCUCUGUCGGCGGUCUAGGCAAUGCCGCCUACUCAAUGGAACAGAUCGGUGCAUCUCUUGGCACAAACAGUAAUGGGCAGAGAUCAUGGUUUCUAGCCUCCUAUUCCCUCUGCGGUGGUGUCUUCGUCCUAGUCACCGGCCGCUUGGGUGACCACUUUGGCCACAAAUACGUCUUCCUCUUUGGCUGGAUCUGGAUGGCCAUCUGGUCACUAGUCUGUGGCUUCGCCCACGACGUUAUCCUAUUCGACAUCGCCCGCGGUAUGAUGGGAAUCGGCAAUGGCGCAUUAGUCCCUAACUCCUUCGUACUACUAGCGCGUGCGUUCCCACCUCUCUCGGUCAAGAAGAACAUCGCCUUUGCCUUCCUGGGCUUCUGCGCUCCCUCGGGGUACAUCUUCGGCGGUUUGAUCGGAGCUGGCUUUGGUGAGAAAGUUACCUGGCGAUGGGGAUUCUGGUUCUGGGCUAUCGGCUGCCUCAUUCUCAGUUUGGCGACUUUCGUCGUUGUUCCUCACCGAAUCGGCUCCCCAAUUUUAGGAUUGAGUCUCCGCCAGUUCGACUACAUCGGUAGCUUGCUCGGCAUAUCAGCCCUGAUCCUGUUCUCCUUUGCCUGGAAUCAAGCCUCGGUCGUCGGCUGGCAAGAGCCCUAUACGUACGCCCUGCUUAUUGUCAGCGUCUUCCUGAUCGUCGGAUUCACCUUCUCCCAGUCCCAUGUCUCUGCCCCCGUCCUGCCCAAUUCCCUCUGGACCCGCCCUGGCUUCGCACCCGUGAUCAUUGCCAUGGCAUUUGGCUGGAUGUCCUUUGGAAUCUUCCUAUACUAUACCACGGUAUACAUCCUCACUAUUCAUAAGACCCAGCCGCUUGCCGCAGUGGCUCAAAUGGUUCCCCUCGUCAUUGGUGGCUUGUUUGCUACAACGGCUGUUGGACUCUUCAUCGCUAAGACGCCUGCCCAGUAUAUAUUCGGCGUAUCCAUGUUCUCCUUCUUCGUCGGCAACCUGCUCAUGAGUUUCGUCAACUACUCGAAUGUCUACUGGGCCUUUAUCUUCCCCGCUUGUCUGUUUGUCGUGGGUGGGCCCGACUUGUCCUUUGCCUCGUCUGGAAUUCUCAUUACCAAUGUCGUCCUCCCCGAGGAACAAGGUGUUGCGGGAUCCUUCAUCUCGACGGUUGUGCAAUACUCCAUCUCCAUUGGUCUCGGUAUCGCCGCCACUGUUGAGUCACAUGUUAAUGAGGGAGGACAGAACCCAAUCCGCGGAUACCGCAGUGCGUUCUGGUUGGGAAUUGGAUUCGCAGCUGUGGGAUUUUUCGUUGUAAUUUUCUUUGUUCGCGACCACAGGUUUGAUUCCAAGGCAGAGGAUCAGCCCGGUGCCAUUUCCGACACGGUGGAUCUAUGA